AUGCACCGCAGGACUCAGGAGGGAGGGGGUGCCAUGGCCUCCCGGCUCCUGCACCGGCUGCGACACGCCUUAGGCGGCGACGGCCCCGGGGAGGCGGCGGCGGGCCCCGAGGCCGAGCAGUUCCCAGAGAGCUCAGAACUGGAGGACGACGACGCCGAGGGCCUGUCUUCCCGACUCAGCGGCACCCUCAGCUUCACCAGCGCCGAGGACGACGAGGACGACGAGGACGACGACGACGAGGAGGCUGGCCUCGACCCACUGCCCUCCGGGGACAGGGCGUCAGGAGACGACGCAGAACGGAGCCCCCCACCUGAUGGGCAGCGUGGCAGUCAGCUCUUGGCACAACAACUGCAGAAUUUCUGGAAAAAGUCCCGGAACACCCUGGUACCCCAGCGGCUGCUCUUCGAGGUGACCAGUGCCAACGUUGUCAAGGACCCGCCCUCCAAGUACGUGCUCUACACCCUCGCCGUGACGGGUCCAGGGCUGCCGGAUCGUCAACCAGCCCAGAUCUCUCGCCGUUACUCGGACUUUGAGCGGCUGCAUCGAAACCUGCAGCGGCAGUUCCGGGGUCCCAUGGCUGCUAUCUCCUUUCCCCGUAAGCGCCUGCGACGGAAUUUUACUGCAGAGACCAUUGCCCGCCGUAGCCGGGCCUUCGAGCAGUUUUUGGGCCACCUACAGGCAGUGCCUGAGCUGCGCCAUGCCCCAGACCUACAAGACUUCUUCGUGCUGCCAGAGCUGCGACGGGCACAGAGUCUCACCUGUACCGGCCUCUAUCGUGAGGCUCUGGCACUCUGGGCAAACGCCUGGCAGCUACAGGCCCAGUUGGGCACCCCCUCCGGCCCAGACCGCCCCCUGCUGACCCUGGCCGGGCUGGCUGUGUGCCACCAGGAGCUGGAGGAUCCCAGGGAGGCCCGGGCAUGCUGUGAGAGGGCCCUGCAGCUUCUGGGGGACAAGAGCCCCCACCCUUUGCUGGCCCCCUUUCUAGAGGCCCAUGUCCGGCUCUCCUGGCGCCUGGGCCUGGACAAACGCCAGUCAGAGGCCCGGCUCCAGGCCCUGCAAGAGGCAGGGCUUACUCCCACGCCACCCCCAAGUCUCAAAGAACUGCUCAUCAAAGAAGUGCUGGACUAACUCUUGCCUAGACUUAAGGCCACUGUGGGGAGAGGGGCUACCCCAGGAUGGGGGAGGGCCCUGAUGAAGACAUGGAGAGCAGCUGGAAGGCUGCAAGGGGUGCUGGGAACCCGCAGAAGUUCAACAAAGAGAAUCUGCAGCAGGCCAGGGAGACUUACUUCUGCCAAGCUAGGCUCAGGAUGAGCUUUGGUUGGGGUUGCCUUGAGAUGGUGCAAGAAGUCUGACACAGCCUCUCCAGCCAGGGGCUGUGGUGCAGGUGAGGGUCAAUGUCCUCUUGUCCGUGGGACUCCAAGCCAGUGAGGCAGCCUGGCUGAAGGCUGGGAACUCUGCCCCUGGAGCUAGAGAGAGGGUUGCAGUUCUGGCCCAGGGAAAUUAAAGGCCAGUCACUCCAGUG
This is a messenger RNA of Carlito syrichta (Philippine tarsier), 1522 nucleotides long. It is a transcript of the gene SNX21, whose product is annotated as sorting nexin family member 21. The transcript has 4 exons. The record is from RefSeq and is a predicted model, not a curated record. NCBI's taxonomy places the organism in Eukaryota, Metazoa, Chordata, Mammalia, Primates, Tarsiidae. Gene Ontology annotation, biological process: protein transport. The coding region runs from base 1 to 1128 and encodes 375 amino acids. Gene Ontology annotation, cellular component: early endosome membrane. Gene Ontology annotation, molecular function: protein binding; phosphatidylinositol phosphate binding.